AUGCAGCCCGCCGCCGCUGCCACUCGUGGCCCUCGUCGCAACAAGACCCCCCAGCGCCAGACCACCUCCAUCAUCCUCCACUUUGACUGCUUCUACGCAAGCGUCUUUGAACACGAAAACCCGGCCUUGAAAUCUGUCCCUCUGGCCGUGCAGCAGAAGCAAAUCCUCGUCACCUGCAAUUACGAGGCCCGCUCCCGAGGUCUGCACAAACUGCAGCUGAUUCACGAAGCCCAAAAAGCCUGUCCGGAUCUGGUCAUUGUCCUCGGAGAAGACCUGACCCGUUUUCGUGAUGCCUCCAAGCUCCUCUAUGCCUUUCUGCGCUCCUUUUCUUGGAACAAGCGUUGCCAGAGGCUGGGUUUCGACGAGGUCUUCUUGGACGUCACCGACAUGAUCGAGCACAACGUGUCCAUCCUCAAUGUCAAUGACCUCAGCAACUCCUUCUUCUGUCUUGCCAAGCAUGACCCCACAGUCGGCUUCCCUUACGAUGCAACACGCCUGACUGGCCAUUUGUAUCCCGAAUCGGUGAAUGAUGAUGGCUUAGAUCCUCUGCUUCUCCGAUUGGCCCUGGCUAGCCAUCUGGCGCACCAUUUGCGGACGAGGCUCGAAUCCCACAUGGGCUAUACUGCCACUGUUGGUGUUUCGACAAACAAGCUACUGUCAAAGCUUGUCGGUAACACGCACAAGCCCAACGCUCAAACAACCCUGGUCCCACCCUACGUUUCCGACGGGGACAGUCAAACUUUGGAUAAUGUGACACGCUUCCUUGACGCGCACGAAGUGGGCAAAGUUCCUGGAAUAGGCUUCAAAACGGCCCAGAAGCUUCGCGCGCACGUGCUGCAGCGCCCAGCAAGUUUCGACGCCGGCUUGGUAUACGGAGCCACCCAAGAACAUGUUUCUGUGCGUGAUGUGAGGAUGCACCCGGCCAUGGGUCCAGACAUGCUCGACAGACUCUUGCAUGGCCCCGGUGUGCCCCAAGGUACCGGAGCCAGAAUAUGGAGUCUACUCAACGGCUGCGAUGAAACCAAAGUCGAACAAGCCCGCGAGACUCCACGGCAGAUUAGUAUAGAAGAUAGCUAUCUGCGUUUGACCACGUUAGAUGCGGCAGUCAAAGAGCUGCGUGUGCUUGCCAAGAGACUGAUUGAGAGAAUGCACACGGACCUGCUUGAUGAGGACCAAGAUCAUGUCCAAGACCAAGAUGCAUCUUCAGUCCCUUCAGAAACUGCAAAGCGAUGGUUGGCUCACCCAAGAACCAUUCGUCUAUCCACAAGACCUCGCCCGCCUCAAAACCCAGAUGGCGGUCGAAACCGGACCUUUGCGCGCAUCUCCAGGUCUGCUCCCAUGCCUAGCUUUGUAUUUAGCCUCAAAGACGACAUUGCCUCGGUGACUGAAAAGCUACUUUGCGAGACACUUGUUCCGCUGUUUCGGCGACUGCACCCCGACAAGGGUGGUUGGAACCUCAGUUUGCUGAAUGUCGCUGCUACCAACAUGGCUGAUGCUGCGAGCGACAAAGGCGGCGUUGGAAGAGAUAUCAGCAAAAUGUUCAAGCGUCAAGACGAGGCCCUGCGCCAACGGAGGGUCGAGGAACCGCCAGCCGCUGUUAUGGAAUCGAUGCAAAACAUUAUUACAGGGGAUGGUUCGGGCGACAAGCCUGACGUGGACGUCUUGAGUGACAAGAUUGCUGCAGCGUUCGGUUCCGAAGACGUGCCGACGCCUUCUCAGGAGGUCGAUACUUCGGCUGCCGAUGCAUGCAAGAUGCAGUACGAGAGUACUAGUAUCACUGACAGGGAUUCAUUCAAUUGCAGCGAGUGUGGUGCUUUGAUGCCGUUAUUUGCCAUGGGAGCCCAUUACCGUUGGCAUGCACAGAGAUAGUCCGAGAAAUAAGCACCAAUAAG
Bipolaris maydis ATCC 48331 is the source of this 1892-nucleotide messenger RNA. The record is from RefSeq and is a predicted model, not a curated record. Lineage: Eukaryota; Fungi; Ascomycota; Dothideomycetes; Pleosporales; Pleosporaceae.